AUCAGGGCAUUUUCUACUUCCUCAGUCAUCGCUCCCUAUGGAAGCCCCUCCUUUCAAAGUUGGUCCCAACCAUGAGUUUGUCACUUGGUGUCAUCGGCUUCAUGUUUGUCUUCGCAUAUCUGCCACAACUUGCAGUGCUCGUCUUCGUCAAUGGUCCUCUGGCUGCAUUCACCACGAUCCUUCUCACGCUCAGUGAAAGCUCUACGUUAAUCAACCUAAUUUCUCGAACUUUCUUGCUACAAGAUGCUCUGGUUGAUAUAUUUGAUGGAGUCUUGGUAGCGAGAAGACAGACCGGUGUUCUCGCUGAAGGACGUCAAUUGAAAUCUGGGAACUUCAAUGAUCCGAUUGCCAAGUUGGGGAAGCUGAUCAAGUCGCCGUUUGAGAAGUUCACACCGACGGCUGUGGUUAGAUACGUCAUGUAUCUUCCUCUAAACUUUAUUCCUGUGGUUGGAACUGUUAUCUUCGUGCUUUUGCAAGGACGAACGAGAGGUCGGUCAGUGCAUGCGCGGUAUUUCCAACUCAAGAAGUGGACAAAUUCUGAGAGAGAAGAUUGGCUAAAGGAGAACACGGCUCCUUACACAGCAUUUGGUACCGUCGCUACCCUUCUUGAGCUCAUCCCUUUCGCCUCAAUCCUCUUCUCCUUCACCAACACAGUUGGAGCCGCUCUCUGGGCUGCCGACAUAGAAAGCAACAACACCCAAAUGACAGAGAUGUCUGAUCCACGAUCCCGUGGUGAAGCUAAGAAGGAUGAAUGAGCAGAUAUGCAGCCUCCCGAUGUUAGACUCGACGUGUGAACCCACGUCCGAUCGCAACCCUGCAUUGGCCUCGCUUUGAGCUCUUGUGUAACAGAGUCGUCGGACAGCCACACCAGAUCGUCACUUCCCCCAAAAAUGAGUUUCUCGUACCUUUUGUUUGUUGUCUGAAGUUUUCGCAAGCAUGGCGUUUAGAGAGAUAGCACAUGGCUGAGGCAUUGGCGCAUUAUAAUUCCAUAACAUGAUACUGCUCCCCA
Mollisia scopiformis is the source of this 1009-nucleotide messenger RNA. RefSeq lists its product as uncharacterized. Gene Ontology annotation, cellular component: ascospore wall; lipid droplet; prospore membrane. The coding region runs from base 72 to 755 and encodes 227 amino acids. The transcript has 4 exons. Lineage: Eukaryota; Fungi; Ascomycota; Leotiomycetes; Helotiales; Mollisiaceae. The record is from RefSeq and is a predicted model, not a curated record.